GGCCAAAUCCUUUCCUCUGUUUUUGGACCUUGGCUUGCCGUGUCAGAAACCCAACUGAUAACUAAAACCCACCAUCACAAUCCAGAAUUUGUCGCAGAGCAGAGCAGAAGAGAGAGAAACCGAGCGAGAGUGAUGACCGAAGCGCUGAAGCGAGACUACCGAAUCUGCGAGGAGAUCGGACGCGGUCGCUUCGGCGUCGUCCGCCGCUGCGAGCCCCUGCGCCCCUCGGCCGAGCCCUCCUCCGCCUCCUCCCUCGCCGUCAAGUCCAUCGACAAGUCCGCCGUCUCCGGCGACGACCUCGACUCCCACUGCCUCCUCAUGGAGCCCAAGGUGCUUUCCCUCCUCUCCCCGCACCCGAACCUCCUCCGCAUCCACAGUACCUACGAGGACUCCUCCCACCUCCACCUCGUCCUCGACCUCUGCGACUCCCCCGACCUCCACCUCGCCGUCGCCUCCGCCGGCCCCCUCCCGGAGCCCGAGGCCGCCCGGAUCCUCUCCCAGCUGAUGUGCGCCGUCGCUCACUGCCACCGCCACGGCGUCGUCCACCGGGACAUCAAGCCCGACAACAUACUCUUCGACUCCCGGGGCCGGCUGAGGCUGGCGGACUUCGGUUCCGCGGAGGUGAUUGGGGGAGACCCGGCGGCAAGGUUGAAGGGGGUCGUGGGGACGCCGUACUACGUGGCGCCGGAGGUGGUGGAGGGGAGGGAGUACGGGGAGAAGGUGGACCUGUGGAGUGCGGGGGUGGUGCUGUACGUGAUGCUGGCGGGGUUCCCGCCGUUCAACGGGGAGAGCGUGGCGGAGAUCUUCGGGGCGGUGCUGCGGGCGAACCUGAGGUUCCCGCCGCGGGCCUUCCGGUCGGCGUCGGCGACGGCAAAGGAUCUGCUCAGGAAGAUGCUGUGCAGGGAUGUUUCCAGAAGAUUCUCUGCCGAUCAAGUGCUCAGGCAUCCAUGGCUGACCAGCUUUGGAGGAGGAGCAGAAGCGGCCGAUCUACAAAUCUAACCUGAAUGAACAGCUUUUUAAUUUUUUAUUUUUGGCUUUAGCUAAGUAAGGCAUCAGGCGUGCCAUUGUGAAUAGUUUUGUGCAAGGAGUGGCUGGAUGGAUGUGUGAAUAUAAUAGCCAUGAAGGUGGGAAGUGACUCAUGUAGAUGGGAUUUCCCGAAGGAAAUCACUGUUUCUUCCUCUGUUUUCUUUGAGGGGAUCGCGUCUGUA
Molecule: messenger RNA, 1208 nt
Organism: Rhodamnia argentea
Lineage: Eukaryota; Viridiplantae; Streptophyta; Magnoliopsida; Myrtales; Myrtaceae
Product: phosphoenolpyruvate carboxylase kinase 2-like
Exons: 2
Coding region: 133-999 (288 amino acids)
Biological process (GO): intracellular signal transduction; peptidyl-serine phosphorylation; protein autophosphorylation
Cellular component (GO): nucleus; cytoplasm
Molecular function (GO): calcium/calmodulin-dependent protein kinase activity; calcium-dependent protein serine/threonine kinase activity; calmodulin binding
Source: RefSeq, a predicted model, not a curated record